CCUCCUCCUGCGCGCCCCUCCGCGCGGCCCUCGCAGGGAGUGGGGCUCGGGUGCGCCGGCAGGGCCCCGCGGCGGCAGCGGGCGGAGGCGCGUGGCGCGUGGCGCGGGCCGCGCUCGGGGAGGCGCCUGGGCCCGCCCUCCUCCGGGGCGCCGCGGGAGGGGCCCGGGCUGGCGCGGGGCGGGGAGAGCCGCCUGGCCCCUCCCCUCCGCCGCCCUCCCCAAAGUUGCCGUCUCCCCCGGGGCCGGCCGGUCUUAUGAUCCGGCGGAUCCUCCUGGGGAGGCCGGGCCGGGGAGAGGGCGCGGGCGCCGAGUGGCGGGGGCAGCGGGCGGGCGCGGCGACCGGGGCCGGGGCGGGGAUCCGGGCGGCGACCGCGGCGGCGGCAGCGCCCCGGGCCCGCCGCCCCCUCCCCUCCUGCGAGGGGAGCCGCUGCAUGGGGCCGGGGGGGCGGCCCUGCGGCGCGGAGCGGCGGCGACGGCGGCGGACCCCCCAGGCGGGCUGGGGCUGAGCCCGGGGCCGGGGCGGGGGCUCCGGGGGGACCAUGCCUGGAGGCCGGCCGGCAGCAGCAUGGCUCACGGGCCCGGCGCGCUGAUGCUCAAGUGCGUGGUGGUCGGCGACGGGGCGGUGGGCAAGACGUGCCUACUCAUGAGCUAUGCCAACGACGCCUUCCCGGAGGAGUACGUGCCCACCGUCUUCGACCACUACGCAGUCAGCGUCACCGUGGGGGGCAAGCAGUACCUCCUAGGACUCUAUGACACGGCCGGACAGGAAGACUAUGACCGUCUGAGGCCUUUAUCUUACCCAAUGACUGAUGUCUUCCUUAUAUGCUUCUCGGUGGUAAAUCCAGCCUCAUUUCAAAAUGUGAAAGAGGAGUGGGUACCGGAACUUAAGGAAUAUGCACCAAAUGUACCCUUUUUAUUAAUAGGAACUCAGAUUGAUCUCCGAGAUGACCCCAAAACUUUAGCAAGACUGAAUGAUAUGAAAGAAAAACCUAUAUGUGUGGAACAAGGACAGAAACUAGCAAAAGAGAUAGGAGCAUGCUGCUAUGUGGAAUGUUCAGCUUUAACCCAGAAGGGAUUGAAGACUGUUUUUGAUGAGGCUAUCAUAGCCAUUUUAACUCCAAAGAAACACACUGUAAAAAAAAGAAUAGGAUCAAGAUGUAUAAACUGUUGUUUAAUUACGUGAGAAACAUCUUCAGUGGCCAAGGAAACUGUCCAUUUCUCUCAGAAAGCAAAUGAAAUGCUACAGCUAUACCCAGACCUUUUAUAGGUAAUGAAGCAGUUCAAAACUUGAAAGAAAACAAAACCUGUCCUCAGAAUUCUAUAAAGUGUAUUAAGAAUGUUCCUUAAAGGUUUAAGAAGCAGUAAGCAGCAUCUGAAGCCACAAUCUAUUAUAAAUACUUUAUUUCAACUAGAAGGUACAAUCUCUCAGGGGUUUCAUAGUUUAAAAAGCUACAAUCACAUCAUGUUGUAACUACAUAAAAAACAGAGCUGUAAAUGGAACUGCUUGGCUUUGACCAUACACAUUUCUGCACAGCCCUUACAGAAUCUGCACAAAGAAAUAUCUCCCUUUGCUCCAGUUAAUUGUUCUUGUAUGUAAGUUGCUUUCUAUUCCAGUAUAUCCAGAGUGGUGAAAUAACAAGGCCAGCCACGUAGCCAAAGGUCGCUCCAAGCGUACAGGAGAUGGGCCAUACCUGAGGAGAGAAUGUAUGAGAUCAAAAAAGAACAAAUGUUUUAUUAUUACUUGAGCACAAGUGUAACCUAAAUAUUUCUAUAUUAAAGCUUAAUGUGCUUUCUUAAAGAAUGCCAAAAGUGUAAUAAGGUCAUAACUGCAUUUAUCAUGAACACUAAAAAUGUACACAUUUUAGUUAAUGUGCAUUAAACUGUAACAAGGCUUCUGGCAAUUGUAGAUUUAGUUUGACGCUCCCCAAAGUGCAUGAGACACAUGCUAAAAUUACAAAUUAAAAUUUUGGGUCAGACUUUGCCAUAAUGAUGGACUCAAUUUAGCUCUCUGAACUAGUUGGUAAUUUUUUUUUUUAAUUCCCACUUUGGCUGUGUACAUCAAAUGAAAUGAGAAGUGUGUAUGCUGACCAAACCACAAGAAAAUUUCUUUAAGUUGUGUUAAAGAGGAAAGACCUAGAAUCCAAGCAUGUUACAUGAAAAUUGUAACAGAGCAGCUGCUUCCACCUUUCAGAUAUAGAUGUUGGAACCACAGCAGAAGUUAUAGAGCAACAACUUAUAUGCACACCUAGAAUGUAAGUUAAACAAAAUACCGGCUUCCAGAGACCCCUUUUCUCCAGCCAUAUUACAUCAGGCUAGAAGUAAUUAAUGUUGAUUUAUUUCAUCUACAAGCAGUUGGUCCCUAAGUGAAAGGCUCUGCUUAAAAAAAAAAAAAAAAAAAAAAAAAAGUUGGAGAAAAAUUUUCACGUUCUUCUGUGAAGCUUAUUUGGUACACUGGAGCCUUUCUAAUCUUUCUCUGGGGGGAACAGGCCACAGAACUGUGUUAGAGGUGAACCAUCUUAAUUACUAGUUCUAUUACCUAAUUCAGCUUCCUUGUUUGGUCUGCUGUGGAUCUGCCUUAUUGCAUAUGCCAUGCAUCAGAUAAUGGUGUUAGACAAAGCUUCAUUGUGAACAACCUAAUGCAUUUUAGAGAAACAAUCUCAUCUACACAUUUUUUCUAGCCUUUCCUACAUUUAAACUUGCUGUUGCCUAAAUUAUAAUUUUUUAAAUGUCUUUGGUGGGCUUCUGUUAAUUCACAUGACUUGAGCUUAUAGCUAUGUCUACUGCACAGAUUGGGUAAUGGAACACUAAACUUUUAUACUUGAAAAUGACAGCCUUAAAUGCUCAUAUCAGUCACAAAUCUAGGAUGUACUGUCUUGUUGUAUGUGAGCUUUGUAGAGAUUUUUAAAAAUAUAAGCAUCACCUUCCCAUUGAAGAGUGGAGAGAGUCUACUGGAUGACUGGCCAGGAACUUUCUCUCUGAAUCGGACAUUUGGAUGUCUUCUUUCUUCCAAGAAAUGGUGGUUCACAUUAAAGUAUCAUGGCCUUAUGUAUGCUCAAAUGGAAUCUUAUGUAACUUUCUUAUUUAAUUUUGGUCUGCUAUUUUUAGAUAAAAUUGAAAGGAAUUGUAUAAAUCAAUUAACAUAUUAGCUAAGUUGUCCAACACAUGGUAUAAACGAAUUACAACAGUAAACUAUUAUACAUUUCCAACUUGC
Gorilla gorilla gorilla (western lowland gorilla) is the source of this 3211-nucleotide messenger RNA. RefSeq names its product ras homolog family member Q (gene RHOQ). The record is from RefSeq and is a predicted model, not a curated record. NCBI's taxonomy places the organism in Eukaryota, Metazoa, Chordata, Mammalia, Primates, Hominidae. Gene Ontology annotation, molecular function: GTPase activity; GTP binding. The transcript is spliced from 5 exons. The coding region runs from base 566 to 1183 and encodes 205 amino acids. Gene Ontology annotation, biological process: small GTPase-mediated signal transduction.